CCAUCAGGUAUUCGAAUCAGAAACUCCGUCUUCUUCUUUCUUUCUUUCUUCGUCGCUCUUUCAACGAGCAACCUCAUCUUUCCAUUACCUGUUGACCCCAGCUCAUUAAUGUAUAUGUAUGUGUGUGUGCGCGCGCGCGCGCGCGCAGUAUUUAUGGUUAUUUUUAGUAUUAAAUUAUAAAUACAAAGCUUCGUCUUUCUCUUUCCACCUUUCUUCAUGUUCGGCUUCGUUUCAGGGUUUAAGGCUUUUCUCCCUUUUCUUGAUCCUCUCUCUGUUUUCACUCUUGUCUCUGGAAUCUACUUUCAUAGAGGAAAAUUUAAAUACCCGUGAAGCUUCUACUUCAACUCAGUGUUCGGUCUCUGAUUUUUGGGGGAGAUUUGUUUUUUCUCAGAGCAGAUGGGUGCUAAUAUGUCUGCGAGCUCAGCAGAUUGUGAUGAAGAUAACGCGCAAUUGAAGCCUAGAUUGGGAGAUAUACCGGAGAAUUGCGUGGCAUUGCUUUUGAUGCAUUUGGACCCGUCUGAGAUCUGCAAAUUGGCACGCGUUAACAGGAUUUUCCGAGCUGCUUCGUCGGCUAAUUUCAUCUGGGAAUCUAAGUUGCCGUCUAACUAUCCGUUUCUUGCAGACAAGGUGUUUGAUGAAAAGACGCUUGUUGAUUUGGGGAAGAAAGAUCUAUAUGCGAGGCUUUGUAAGCCUAAUCCGUUCGAUGGUGGCACCAAGGAAAUGUGGUUGGAUAAGAAUAGCGGUCAGCUUUGUUUGUCAAUUUCUUCCAAGGCCUUAAGGAUCACCGGGAUUGAUGACCGGAGAUACUGGAAUCAUAUUGCCACCGAAGAAUCCAGAUUCCAGACAGUUGCAUACCUUCAACAGAUUUGGUGGUUUGAAGUAGAUGGAGAGUUGGAGUUCCAAUUUCCUCGAGGAACAUAUAGUGUGUUCUUCAGACUCCAGCUUGGUAGGUCAUUGAAGAGGCUCGGCCGUCGGAUUUGUAACUCGGAGCACAUCCAUGGCUGGGACUUAAAACCCGUACAGUUUCAGCUAACAACUUCGGACAGUCAGCAUGCUGUAUCUAAAUGUUACCUGGAUGAUCCUGGGAAUUGGAUUCACUACCAUGUAGGGGAUUUUGUUGUUGAGAAUCCCAGUGUGUUAACAAAGAUCAAGUUCUCAAUGACCCAGAUCGACUGCACUCACACAAAAGGUGGUUUGUGCGUAGACACGGUUUUCAUAUAUCCCAGUACCAUGAAAAAUGAGCUUAGAUCCUCAUUUUUGUAGAUAGCGUGUAUGAAAAAGUUGUAGCCUCAUUGUGGCCUUUUGAUUUGGGAUUUUGCUUUUUAUUGGGGCUGGUUUCUUGUGUUAGUUUUUGUAGACACAAGUGUGCGACUAUUGUUAAUUUUCCUUACAAAUAAUAUAACACAAUUUGUGUAGAAACA
This is a messenger RNA of Carica papaya (papaya), 1421 nucleotides long. Its product is annotated as F-box protein PP2-A13-like. The record is from RefSeq and is a predicted model, not a curated record. Gene Ontology annotation, molecular function: protein binding. NCBI's taxonomy places the organism in Eukaryota, Viridiplantae, Streptophyta, Magnoliopsida, Brassicales, Caricaceae.